AAGGGGAAGGGGAAGGAGAAAGUAGGUGGAAAGUCAACGGGGCCAUUUAGCAGAUUUUUUGCUCCAAGAACAAGUCCUGGCUCUCAACCUUCUAUUAAGAGUGCUAUGUGUUCAAAGGAAAUGAUUGACAAAGCAAAAAUGGCUAUAGCAAAUUGGUGGUAUGAUGCUAAUUUACCUUUCAAUGCAUCUCAAUCUAAAUUUUAUCAACCAGCUAUAGAUGCUAUAGCUGCCAUCGGGCCAGGAUUCAAGGGUCCUUCUUUACAUGAGUUGAGAGGAAAUUUGUUGAAGAAUUCUGUGACUGAGGUUCAGAAUUAUCUCUUAGAUAUUAAAACAUCUUGGAGGGAUAGUGGUUGUUCACUAAUGGCAGAUGGUUGGACAAAUCAGAGGCAACAACCAAUAAUUAACUUUUUGGUUUAUUGCCCAAAAGGUACAAUGUUUUUGAAGUCUAUUGAUACAUCGGGCCUUAGAAAAGAUGCUGAAACAUUAUUUAAAAUUUUUGAUGAAGUUGUUCAAGAAGUUGGGGUGGAGAAUAUUGUGCAAUUCAUAACAGACAAUGAUGCGAGUUAUAAGGCUGCAGGAAAAAAGUUACAGCAAAAGUAUGGCUCUUUCUUUUGGUCCCCUUGUGCAGCUCAUUGUAUAGAUUUGAUGUUAGAGAAUUUUUGUGAUCCCAGACAUUUUCCUAUUAUUGAUGAAACUAUAAAGAAGGCAAGGAAGAUAACGAAAUUCAUUUAUAACCAUGCUUGGGUUUUGGCUUUGAUGAGAAAGGACUUCACCAAAGGUCAUGAUUUAUGUCGCCCUGCAGUCACAAGGUUUGCUACAAAUUUUUUAAGUAUCCAAUGCUUAUUGUUGUUUAAGAAAGAGCUUCGACAAAUGUUCACUUGUGAUAAGUGGAUUGUAUCAAGUUACUCUAAAAGCAACAUAGGGAAGGAGAUAGCUGAGAUUGUUCUAGAAGAUAGAGAGUUUUGGGCUCAAUGUCAGUUUAUUGUAACAAUCAGCGAGCCUUUGGUUCGAGUACUACGACUUGUCGAUGGGGAUGAGAAGCCUGCAAUGGGAUACUUGUACAAUGCAAUGGAGAAAGCCAAAGAGAAUAUAAAAGCAAGAUUGAAGAACAAAGUUUCUGCAUUUAUGCCAUUCAUCAGGGUCAUUGAUGCUAGGUGGGAUAAGCAGCUUCACAGUCCAUUACAUGCAGCAGGUUGUCUUCUUAAUCCUGGAAUUUACUUUAACCCUUGCUUUAAAAGUAGAAAUGAUGUUUCUAGAGGGUUUACGACUUGCGUUGUAAAGAUGGAACCUGAUAUUGAUAAGCAAGAUGAGAUCAUUCAACAAAUUGACAUGUAUAAGAAUGCAAACGGUGAUUUUGGACAACCUAUAGCAAUACGCCAGCGUGAAAAAAGUAAUCCAGUUGCAUGGUGGGGUACUUUUGGAAAUGAGUUUCCAGCUCUUCAAACGUUUGCAAUCCGCAUAUUAAGUCAAUGUUGUAGUGCAACUGGCUGUGAAAGAAAUUGGAGUACAUUUGAAUUUAUUCAUUCAAAGAAGAGGAAUAGAUUAGAGCAUAAACGUUUGAAUGAUUUAGUAUUUGUUCGUUAUAACUUGAAGCUCCGUGAGAGGUAAACUUUUUCAAAAAUAAUGUUUUUAAUUGUUGAAAAAUAUGUAAUAUUUUCCCUUACGUGUGACUUUUAUUUUGGCAGAAACAUAAAGAGAGGAAGAGAUGCUUUGGAUCCAAUCAAUCUUGAAAAUAUUGACUUGAUGGAGGAAUGGGUAGGUGAAGAAUCAGAGCUUAUUGAUGGAGAAGACUUGGAUUGGGGAAGUAUUGAGGAGCCAUUAGCCUCACAAAAUUUGGAAGAAGGUGUUAAUGUUGGUCUUGAUAUUGAUGAUGAUGGUGGUGACAAUGACAUUGACGAAAAUAUUUUGAGUAGCUUCGCUAAUGUUGAUCCUUUUUGUCUUAUUGAUGAAAAUGAAUGAUUACAGUUGGA
Carya illinoinensis is the source of this 1970-nucleotide messenger RNA. RefSeq lists its product as uncharacterized. The record is from RefSeq and is a predicted model, not a curated record. The coding region runs from base 106 to 1608 and encodes 500 amino acids. The transcript is spliced from 2 exons. Lineage: Eukaryota; Viridiplantae; Streptophyta; Magnoliopsida; Fagales; Juglandaceae. Gene Ontology annotation, molecular function: protein dimerization activity.